Messenger RNA from Colletotrichum karsti, 627 nucleotides. RefSeq lists its product as uncharacterized. The record is from RefSeq and is a predicted model, not a curated record. The transcript is spliced from 2 exons. The coding region runs from base 1 to 627 and encodes 208 amino acids. Lineage: Eukaryota; Fungi; Ascomycota; Sordariomycetes; Glomerellales; Glomerellaceae.
AUGUCUCGAAUCGGCGCACAACGACUGCUCGCUGCAGCCCCGUGCCUGCGUACUGCAACCCUUGCGCAAGCUGCGCAUCGCUCCUUCUAUCUCCAGUCACGGCACGCGAGUUCGCUGCCUACGGUUGCGCAGUUGGACUUCUGGAAGUCCCUGAUCCCGAAGCCUUUCCGACGUGAGGAGCAGCUUCCCGGAGACCCCUCGAUCCAGCGGGUCAAGUCGAAGAGAAAGAAGGAAUGGAACCCGGCUACUUUCUACAUUGUCAUCUUUCUCUUGAUUGGCUCCAUGUCCAUUAACAUGCUGUCGACAAAGCAGACGUUCGAGGCAUUCUCGCGUCAAGCUGACGUCCGCAUCGGGGUUCUGAAGGAAGUCGUUGAGAAGCUACAACGGGGCGAGAAUGUGGACGUGGAGAAGGCGCUGGGUACGGGCGACCCUCAGAAGGAGCUUGAGUGGGAAGAGAUGCUGAAGGAGAUCGAGCGAGAAGAUGUGUCACGCCAGAAGAAGCAGGAGAAGGCACGGCUGGCUGAGACCGCAGCAAAGACCAAGGCGGAACCGGAAGCGAAACAGCAACCGACUGCGGUCCCUGAGACUUCGAAGACACCAGCACGGGGCAUGUCAAGCUUCUUCUGA